AUGGCAGAGAUCACUACCACCCCCGGCGGUGACAUUCCUCCAAAUAUGACUAUUUACAUCAACAACCUCAACGAGAAAGUCAAGCUCGAAGAGUUGAAGAAAUCGCUGAAUGCGGUGUUCUCUCAAUUUGGAAAGAUAUUGGAGGUUUUAGCAUUCAAAACCCUCAAACACAAAGGUCAAGCUUGGGUUAUUUUCGAGGACGCUUCUUCCGCCACCAAGGCGCUUCGCCAGAUGCAGGGCUUUCCUUUCUAUGACAAGCCCAUGAGGAUACAAUAUGCAAAGACAAAAUCAGAUGUCUUUGCAAAAGCGGAUGGUACUUUUGUACCAAGAGAAAGAAGAAAGAGGCAUGAGGAGAGAGGGAGGAAGCGAAAAGAGCAACUAGAUCCUAACCAAGCUGCAAUGGGUCUGAAUCCUGCCUAUGCUGGUGCCUAUGGUGCAACACCACCUUUAUCACAGAUACCGUACAUGGAUGGUUCAAAAUCUGCCCUCCCAGAGGCGCCUGCUCCACCAAAUAGCAUAUUAUUCAUCCAGAAUCUUCCUCAUCAGACAACUCCAAUGAUGCUGCAAAUGCUCUUCUGUCAGUAUUCCGGCUUUAAGGAAGUUAGGAUGGUGGAAGCGAAACCUGGAAUUGCCUUUAUAGAGUAUGAAAAUGAGAUGCAAUCGACUGUUGCAAUGCAGGGACUCCAGGGAUUCAACAUAACCGCCGAGAACCCAAUGCUGAUUACUUAUGCAAAGAAGUAG
This is a messenger RNA of Ilex paraguariensis (yerba mate), 741 nucleotides long. Lineage: Eukaryota; Viridiplantae; Streptophyta; Magnoliopsida; Aquifoliales; Aquifoliaceae. The record is from the annotation of a GenBank genome assembly.